Molecule: messenger RNA, 2294 nt
Organism: Dendrobium catenatum
Lineage: Eukaryota; Viridiplantae; Streptophyta; Magnoliopsida; Asparagales; Orchidaceae
Exons: 2
Coding region: 35-526 (163 amino acids)
Molecular function (GO): catalytic activity
Source: RefSeq, a predicted model, not a curated record
AAGCCAAUAUGUUGCCUCUCACUUUCGGCCGUGAAUGAGCCUGCUUCGUUCCCAAGCGCUUUCCAAAAUAAGUGCCGUCAGCGCCGCCGGUGAGUUUUUGUGUAGCGGCUUCUCUUUCUCGCGCUGCCUGUUCAUUCCCAAACUCACCUUCAAUCGUCGGUUUUCAUCUCCAACUGCGCGUCUCUUCCACGCGAUGGCUCAAAAAGAGAGCGAGCAAUUUUCAUUCGGGCCGUACAAGAUCAACCCUAGCGAGGUCUUCUACUCUACCAAACUCUCAUACGCCCUUGUCAAUCUGAGGCCUCUGCUACCUGGUCAUGUACUUGUAUGCCCAAGGCGAGAAGUUAAACGCUUUGUGGAUCUCACUGCUGAUGAAACUACUGAUCUAUGGCUUGUUGCAAAGGAAGUUGGAGGUAAAUUGGAGCGCCAUCAUAAAGCAUCUUCUCUGACAUUUGCAAUUCAGGUAGUUAACCAUUCUGUUCAUUACACUUUGAUGUUAAAAUUUAGGCUUCUUGUUACCUUAACGUAAACACCGUUUCUAUUGCCUCUUGUUUUUAUUUAUUUAUUUUUUUUUUUAUCAAAGAGUUCUCAUAGUCACAUGUUAGCAUGUAUAUCGGUACCGAACAAAUACGGAAUAUAACAGGGACAUGGUGACAUGAAAAAUCUUGGGAACAAAGUCCUUAAGAGCAAAUCACUGUAUAUUAAGUCUCAGUCUAUUUUCUAUUUCAGGAUAAGAGUAGAUAGAGUUGAUGCUUUUUAUGUCCAAGCUUCAAUCAAUAAGAACAUUCUCUUGUGUUUGCCAGCUAUCUUUCUAUCAUGUGCUCUUCUAUAAUAUCAUUAUAAUUGGGUGUUGUCACAACCCGGCCAAGAAGAUCGAAUUAACGAGAUGGGAAGAAAUAGUUGGAUGGUUGAUUAAAUUUUUGUGUACUAACAAUCUAUUUCUAAUACAUUGAAAGAGACAUUAAAAUCUCAAAAUUUUAAAGUAAAUAUUAUAAAUAUUUUUCUCUUAGAGCAUUGCACUUAUGAUAUACGUUAUCUCCUCUUCCACUCAUUUAAGCUAAUCGAAUAAUACCCAUGAAUGUUUUGCAAUUAAAAAGUGAGUCGCAACUUAGUGAGUAUUUCAAGCUUCUAAAAUACAAUACUAUACAAGACAUUGGGAAUAAUAUGCAUGGUCAUUUCAAAACAUAAAGUAAUUCUAUUUAAUGUCAAUUAAUAUUGUGCAUGUGUUAUAUCUUUAUCUUUUCUAUAAAUAAUACAAUCGUCAUAGGAGACACCGUCUAAAAUAAUAACAAUAAAGGUACUUAUUUUCCUUUUUUUUUUUCAUUUACACGCGCGGGUAUAUUGCUUUCCCAAUCAGUAUCAUAAGGGGUGUUGUGCUCCAUCAUUCAGUAUGCAUAGCAAUCAUAUCUAUCUAGCCAUUUCAUUCCUAUGAAGCGAGUAAUUGCUAUGAACGUCAUACCUUGAAAUUUUCUAUUGAUUUUAAACAGUUUCCAGCAUGCAACUAAAAAUUACCUAAAAAAUGGUUCUUGGCUUUUUUUUUAUUUUGAAUUCGUCAGAAGAGAUCUACCUGAUUGUUUUUAAUUUGUUUUUGGGUUAUCUAUGUGUUUUCAGUAUUUUGUAUUGCAAAAAAAAUUAUCCAAAUGAGUUGCAAACAACUCUCAUAUUCAUGUAAUUGUAUGCAUGGUUGGACUAGGCUAUUAAUAUGUACUCCUUAUUUAUAUUUAGUACUAGUCCUUCAAGGUGUCGAUUUCUAUAUAUUAACUGAGUGAUUACAUUAUUUGGUUUUUCAAAACUAGCUUCUAAAAAUGUUAUUAAUGGUUAACUUCAAGAUAUAGACUAGAAUGAGUUGAGAUGUGAUUAACCUCAGCCUUGUUAUUUGUAUAAGAGCAGUUUAAUAAUAUAUUUUGAAUGAUCCAUUUUAAGAGGGCGGAUUGUAGCAAUUGUCAAGUUGCCUCCAUGCUCUUUUAGCUUAAUGGGUUUGAUUAUUGGAAACAACUUCUUUGCAAUGCAAAUGUAAGAUUGUUUACAUCAUUGCCUUGUAAAGCCCCGCUUUGAUGGGAGGACCUUGCAUUGGUGUUGUCUGUUAUUUUAACUUUGCGCUGCUUUUGGUCAAAUCAUUUUAAUUUCUUUUCUUAGUUGCAUAGUAUUCAAUUUUCAUCUGCACCUAAGCAAUAAUCUACUAUGACAUAUCACAGUCCACCAUCAUUCAUCUUUAGCACAUUCAUACUUAUGAAGCAAAAUGCUACUGUCUGCCAAGGGCAGAUCCACCCUAUGCCCAGGGGGACAAUUGCCCCCUU